AUGAAUGUGAAUAAAAUAGACAGAUUUGUAAUCGUGAAAGAACGUUUGGGUGCAGCAAAAUUGCCGGGUGCAUUAAAGUAUAGCAGGAACUAUUAUAGCACCCUUAUUUCGGAAGAUGAAGACGAGGUCCCGGUAGAUAUCGAUUUCCUUAGCUUCAAUGCGGGCAAUUCAAAGGUGGACGAACGCAGCGAAGUACUGCUUCAAGAUAUUACCACUGCUGUCCAAAACAAAGGCAAAGAUUUUGGUAAGCUGAUGCUUUGCUUUUGUUACCAAACGAAUGAAACAAAUUUCUCCGUGUUUAACUUGGUGCUACUCGGUUUUUUGCUUCAUUUGAUUUUGACGGGAAAAGGUCGGAGUGAAAUUUAG
Gongylonema pulchrum is the source of this 366-nucleotide messenger RNA. The record is from the annotation of a GenBank genome assembly. Lineage: Eukaryota; Metazoa; Nematoda; Chromadorea; Rhabditida; Gongylonematidae.